Molecule: messenger RNA, 564 nt
Organism: Cladocopium goreaui
Lineage: Eukaryota; Dinophyceae; Suessiales; Symbiodiniaceae
Source: the annotation of a GenBank genome assembly
GCCAAUGUCGGCACCCGUGGUGGGCUUGCAGAAUCAGGGCAACACCUGUUACCUCAAUGCCAUCCUGCAAUGCAUUGUACAUACACCCUUACUCUAUUGGUCCUUGCAGGAAGUGCCAUCCCACUGCCUGGAGAGGGAGGACACACGGUGGCUUUCAGAACUGAAGCAGCUGCUGGAGGAUAUGUCAGAGGCUGAAAAUCGCGGGCGCAUGGCCAUUUCGUCGAAGAUGUCGGAGUUGAUCACCGUGAACAAAGAAUUUAUGCAAGGACAACAGGCGGACGCCCAUGAAGCCUUCAUGUUUAUCAUUGAAAGGCUGCUGGACGCCUGCCUGGCGGUCGGCGAUGGGAAAAGCGAUAGCUCGGUCGCGGAGGCUGCCAGGAGUAGCCCUGCAACCAAGGAGACCCUGGAGAGGAACAGUCUCAUGGGUUUCCUCUUUGGAAUGGAUCUCCAGCAGACGCUCCGCUGCCGCAGUUGCUUUUGUCGCUCGAAGAAGUCGCAUGCGGAGUACUGUGUCUACCUGAGGGCGGCCUCUGGUUUGGAAGAUGAGGAUGAUGAUAGCCAUAG